AUGUUUAAGCUGGUGGUGUUGUCCGUAACCCUUGCCCUGACGUCGGCCACUGGGCUGGCUCCCCUCGGUCUCGGAUGGGGCGCUCCUUGGGGAGCUCCACUGGGUGCACACUUACGUGCAGCUCCCUUAGCCGCUGCGAUAGCUGCCCCAGCUUUGGUUGGACCGGCAGCGAUUGCCGCGCCCAUUGGUCUCGGCCACGGUGCGUACAACUACAGAGGGCCCCUCUCCCUGGCACCUGGUCAGCCUGCUAACAUCUUGGCUGCCGACGGAAGACCUUUGGAUACGCUCAGUGUUAACUUGGACCGUGCCGCUCACUACACCGCGAGGGCGCUCGAUGGCGGACAUCUUCUGAAGAAGAGAUCCAUUCUUGCACCGGCUGUGGCUUGGUCCCACGCUGCCCGUGUUGACUGGCCAGCUGCUCGUAUUGUUGGCCCUGCUGUCGCUCCUCUUGGCUUAGCCGCACCCAUUGCUCCCGUUGCCCCUUGGGGUUUAGGAGUCGCCGCACGUUGGGGACACGGUUGGUGA
Messenger RNA from Pieris macdunnoughi, 525 nucleotides. Lineage: Eukaryota; Metazoa; Arthropoda; Insecta; Lepidoptera; Pieridae. The record is from the annotation of a GenBank genome assembly.